Tauraco erythrolophus (red-crested turaco) is the source of this 268-nucleotide messenger RNA. NCBI's taxonomy places the organism in Eukaryota, Metazoa, Chordata, Aves, Musophagiformes, Musophagidae. The record is from RefSeq and is a predicted model, not a curated record.
CUACGCGAUGCCCACCAAAACCAACGAGGUGCUGUUCUUGGAAGAGCGAGGUUCCAAAAUGCAGCUGGACGCCGUCCUUACUACCCAUCAGAGGGUUGUCCAGAUCAGUGGUUUGAGUUCCACGUUUGCUCCGAUACUCUUGGAAAUUAUUCAGAGUAAUCAGCCUGAAGGGGUUCAUCUGUUAGUCAAAGAGCACACAGAAGCUGACUUCAAGAGCCGGUUAAAGUCUCGACCAGAACUUGAAGAGCUGCUGGCACAGAUGAAGUGA